UCAAAUGCGAACGACGAACCCUGCCGCCUCUCUUGACAGGACGCAUCAUGUUGGUAAACACAAUUUUAACGAAACUCCAACAUCUUAAAUACGAUCGAAAUGAAUCGGGGGAAAAUCACAUUUGGUAAAAUCAAUCUCAAAUCUUCCGGCCCAUCAACUAGCUCAACAGAAAGUGCGGAAAAUCCUACGUCUUCGUCUGAUGGAACCGUGUCCGGGUUUGGAUCGUUUGGUCGAAGGGAAAACACUAAGGAUGAUCCUGUCGCACGCAUAUCCGAAGAUUUGGACAACAGCAAACUACAUGAAGUGAUGGGAAUAUCCGGGUUUGGCCGAAAGCAAGCCAAACAGUUCGAUAUUAAUGAAAUGAUUCAGAAAGCAAAACAAAACGCACCGAAAGCGUUAGUGGAUGAAAAGGCUAUUACAGAAGGGGGUGAAGAUAAGAAAAGCAAAGAUCCGGACGAUGAUGAUGAAGAGAGCGAAGAGGAUGAAGAAGUGAUUGGUCCAAUACCAACCGGAGGUGUGAACGAAAAUCGGCGUAAGAAAGUAGAUAAAGGGGACGAUUCGGACGGCGAUGAUGACGAGGAUGAGCAGGAUGAAGACGACGAUGAGUUUGAUGAGGAUGCACCCAUAAAUAAACUUCCGCACUCGCAUGAGGUAGAGAUGCGACACGGAAGCAAAGCGGUAGUUGCACUCGCCAGUGACCCAUCCGGCGUUCGACUUGCAUCCGGAUCGAUGGACUACAAUCUUAACUUUUGGGACUUUUCCGGCAUGGAUAAGUCGAUGAAAAGCUUCCGUUCGAUGCAACCUUGUGAAAAUCACCCGAUCCGCAAUCUGUACUACUCCUUUUCGGGCGAUAUGAUGCUGGUCGUGUCCGGAAGUUCCCAAGCGAAAGUGCUCGAUCGUGAUGGGUUCGAGAAGAUGGAGUGCGUUAAGGGUGACCAGUACAUAGCGGACAUGUCCAAGACGAAGGGUCACAUUGCGGGUCUGACCAGUGGAUGCUGGAGUCCGGUUCGGCGUGAAGAGUUUCUUACCAGCGGCAUGGAUUCAACGCUCCGGACGUGGGUAUUUGCGAAAACAAAGGAACAGCGUGCUGUAAUAAAAACACGCGCACAGGGCGGCUUGAAAACGAUUCCUACGAGCUGUGCGUACAAUCGGGAUGGUACACUGAUUGCGGCCGGUUGCAGUGAUGGAUCGCUUCAAACCUGGGACACGCGUAAAAUGUUCGUCCACACGACACACUGCAUACGGGAUGCACACACGAAGGGGGCCGAUAUCUCGUCGGUGCUGUUUUCCUACUCGGGCUUUCAGUUGGCUUCUCGCUCGAUGGACGAGACGCUCAAGUUGUGGGAUACGCGAGCAUUUAAGAAACCGUUGCACGUGUUUGACGGAUUGUUCAGCCGAUACGAUACGACGGAUUGUUGCUUCAGCCCGGACGAUACAAUGGUUUUAACUGGCGAGUCUCUACCGAAGGGUGCCAAACAGGCGAACCUUUUCGUGUACGAUACGAAAACUUUCGAUCUGGUUGCAAAACUACCGAUCACCGAUUCGCACGUUAUACGCACACUGUGGCACCCGAAAUUGAACCAAAUAUUUGUCGGAUGUGGUAAUGGUAUCAUCCGUGGACUGUACGACGAGAAGCGAAGUAUGCGCGGUGCGAAGCUGUGUGUCGUGAGGACACAUCGGAAAAAGAAAGAGUCUGAAAUUGUCGGUACGACGCAGAUUAUUACACCGCACGCUCUGCCAAUGUUCCGGCAGGAAAAGACCCGUUCGGUGCGCAAGAAGCUGGAAAAGGAUCGGUUGGAUCCGGUAAAAUCUAAACGGCCCGAUUUACCGAUUACCAGUGGCCAGGGUGGACGUGUUGCUAGCUCCGGUAGUACACUUUCGUCUUACGUCAUUCGAAAUUUAGGUUUGAGCAAACGCGUAGAGGAUGAUCAGGAUCCGCGCGAAGCUAUCCUGAAGUACGCCAAGGAGGCAGCAGAAAACCCGUACUGGAUUGCGCCUGCUUACGCCAAAACGCAACCCAAACCAAUCUUCAACAGCGAGGAUGAACCGGAAUCGAAAAAGACAAAAACGGAGCAGUAAGGUAGACAAAAAAUUUAAUCCCUAUUAAAUGCACUGUUCGGAACAUUA
This is a messenger RNA of Anopheles funestus (African malaria mosquito), 2127 nucleotides long. Its product is annotated as gastrulation defective protein 1 homolog. Gene Ontology annotation, biological process: regulation of DNA double-strand break processing. NCBI's taxonomy places the organism in Eukaryota, Metazoa, Arthropoda, Insecta, Diptera, Culicidae. The record is from RefSeq and is a predicted model, not a curated record. Bases 100 to 2079 code for a protein of 659 amino acids. The transcript has 2 exons. Gene Ontology annotation, cellular component: nucleus; site of double-strand break. Gene Ontology annotation, molecular function: protein binding.